Messenger RNA from Athalia rosae (coleseed sawfly), 426 nucleotides. RefSeq lists its product as uncharacterized. NCBI's taxonomy places the organism in Eukaryota, Metazoa, Arthropoda, Insecta, Hymenoptera, Athaliidae. The record is from RefSeq and is a predicted model, not a curated record. The coding region runs from base 16 to 411 and encodes 131 amino acids. The transcript has 5 exons.
CAGCUUCGAUAUCUGAUGAAAGAAGGAAUUAAAGCAGCGGCAGUACGGCCGCAGCAGUCGAAGCGAGACGUCAUCAGGAGCGACAUCGAUGGCAGCGCGUACAUCCUUGGAGAAGGGAGACAGAGAGAUUUAUUGGGAUUUAUACCUGACAGACGUCGGAGUUGCCUGGUUGUUCGCGAUAGGGUUCAACUUUUAACUACUACGACUACGCCGUGCGGAAAAAAAAACGUAAACAGGCUUUCAAUCAGUCUCCACAGCGGCCAAUUCGUCGCAGUACGCAUUAAACUGCCAACCACGAAGGGCAGGCGUUAUACAUGGCUUCGCGCAAUUUGUUCACAGGUACCCGGAGAUGCUGCCACAGUAGCUGCUGUUUGCCCGGACUCCCCCUGUUCAUCAGGGGGAGUCCACUGACCCGUCCCCUGGGAC